Molecule: messenger RNA, 2817 nt
Organism: Anneissia japonica
Lineage: Eukaryota; Metazoa; Echinodermata; Crinoidea; Comatulida; Comatulidae
Product: D-aspartate oxidase-like
Exons: 11
Coding region: 281-1324 (347 amino acids)
Molecular function (GO): FAD binding; D-amino-acid oxidase activity
Source: RefSeq, a predicted model, not a curated record
GUAGCCCGCUUAUGGACAUCGAACAUAACCGAAUCCUGUUUUGGCAUACUUUUUGAAUACCUGCCUAUUGUCGGCGCGGUUCGCCAAGCAAGAAGUAUAGAAAGCAUCCGCAACUACGGUAGGCUAGUAGACGCAUAGCUACGGCCAGCUACAGUAUGGCCUAACGGCAAAUCUUUGAAAGGAGACUAGAUUUUACUUUGGAAAAAGUUCUUUUUCACAAUCUUGCGUAGUGGAGUGACAUUAGACGUUGUCAACUUUAAGGUAUUGAGAUUCAGCCACCAUGUCCAGAGUGUGUGUGGUUGGGUGUGGGGUCAUCGGAUUAUCAACUGCCAUUGUAGUGCAACAGUCAUUGAAUGCACACGUCACUAUCAUAGCUGAUAAAUGGUCACCUCACACGACAAGUGACGGUGCUGCUGGAUUGGUGGAAUGUAUGCUGGAUAAUAAUACGCCGCAAGAUCACAAACAGAGGGACUGGAUCUUGAGAACUGAAAAAUAUUUGGAAUCUCUGGUUCGGAGUGAAGACACUGGUGCUGCUUGCGUACAGAUCCUCUCAGGCUACUACCUCAGCAAACAUAACACACAGAUAGGAAACUUGUCUCAAUAUGUUAAUGGCUUCAGGAAGCUCAGUAUUAAGGAGAUGGCAGCGUAUUUUCCAAACUACAAUAACGGUUGGUUUGUGACUAUGCUACAACUUGAGUGUCACAAAUACUUGCCUUGGCUAAUGAAUAAGUUUCAAGAACAUGGUGGCAUUUUCAUAAAUAGACAUAUAAAUUCCCUCUCUGAGAUUGCUGGAGAGUAUGAUGUGGUUGUAAAUUGCACUGGACUCGGAGCAAGAGAACUUGGAAAUGAUCCUUCAGUUUAUCCAAUUCGAGGCCAAGUGAUCCGGGUAAAGGCACCAUGGGUGAAGCACUUCAUAAUUGAUAUAGAUGUUGAGGAUAUCAGUAAAGAUAACUACACUUUAUACAUCAUACCAUGCGUGGAUACAGUGGUUGUUGGGGGAACAUUACAAAAAAACAACUGGAAUUUAGAGGUAGAUGCAGUUAAUAGAAAGGACAUUUGGACAAACUGUAGUAGGAUGUUACCAAGUAUUACUAUGGCUGAAGUAGAUCAUGAAUGGGUUGGACUCAGACCAGGUAGGCCCACAGUCCGCUUAGAGCGAGAGACAAAGACGAUAGGACACAAAACGAUACAGGUUGUGCAUAACUACGGUCAUGGUGGACGAGGCGUGUCUAUGCAUUGGGGCUGUGCCAAUGAUGCUGCAAAUCUUGUUAAGGAUGCCAUCAAUGACAACACCAAGAAAAAUAUAUUGAAAAGCAAGAUAUAAGAUGUAAACAAGCGUGUGAUAUGAAUGAAUGAAUAAAUAGAUUUAUACAAUUAAUGAUCAUAUACUAAUUUGAUCAAAGACCAACAGUUUGGGACAUGUUAUCGUCUAGACGCAUGCACAGAUGUAAAAGCAAGCAAGCUUGUACAGUACAGUGGAAGGAGCAGAAAAAUAUUCAGUGUAUGUGUAGUAUUUUAGUGGAACGUACCACCUCAGUGAUUGCGGUUGAUAAAGGAGUAUGUUCUCUAAAUAUGACUGAAUAAAGUAUAUUUUAUUGAACAUAUUAAUCACUAAAAUAAGAACGUAACGUAUUUUAGCAUGUUCUGUGUCCAUAAUUGUUACCAUAUUCUUUAUCAAUAUCUUACCUGCUUUUCUCAAUAGUAUAAAAUCAUUGUUGGCAGAUAGUUCUCUAUUUAAAAGGUAAUUUGUCUUUUAUUUACAAAGGUCUUCAUAAAAAUUAUAGUUAAAGACGUGGCAGUAUUCGAUGUUAUGCUUUAGAAUAUUAAUCUUCUAUUAUGACAAUACUUGCAGAGACUGAUUAUAUUAACGUUAUGAAACGGUACUCGUUGAAUCGAUCCAGAUCCAGCGACGUUCGCACUUCCCUCUAAGAUGUUAAAGUGCUUUUAGCAUACAAAAUAAUUAUACAGAUGUGGUAAAUAGCUAGCAGCCUGUUUUUAUUUUGGGGUAGGGGAAAGAGGGUUCAUUAAUUAGAAUAAUGUCAGGCUAAUCUAAUAUUAUGUUUGGCGUUUAAGUCUCUCGAAGAUGGGUGGAUGACAAAACAGAAUACGACUCCCCCACCCACCUACCCCCUCACAAAUCAUUUACACUUAUGUCAGUUAUGGAGUGUCCUUUUUCUUUCUGGACCCCUUUCUGCAAAUAUGUGGACCCGCUCCAGUAUUCACAUCCUCUCGAAAGGCCGCCAAAGUUGGCCUUUUCGCAAGCAUAGUUAAUAAUAGUGAUAAUAAUAAUGAUAAUAAUAAUUGGUAAAUAAAUGGUAUAUAUAUAAAAUAACUUAUAAUAAUACUACUAAUAAUAAUAUUUAAAAAUAGUAAUAAGGUUUAUAUAGCGCCAUUUAAAUUUACAAGUAACACAUUUCAAUUUUACAAUUAUUAUAAUUAUUUACAAUUCAGAAAAAUGUAGAUUACAAUUAAUUAUUCAAAUCAAUAAAAAUAAAAUAAUAAAACAUCUUUAAUUCAACAGCAAGUUUCCAGAAUUGUACUCGGAAUUUUCCAUCCAAACUCAAAGUCAGACUAAGAGAGAGCUAUUAGUAAUAUUAAUAAUAAAUAAUAAAUUAAUAAAUAAAUUGAGAAUAUAUACUACAGUAGUAUUAGCGGCUAAACCUGAGUAAUAUUGCAGACAUGCAAAUACUUACAGUACUAUACAGCAAAAUUGUCUGAGGCUGAUAUAAUUAUAUGUAUAGAACUAAAAAUAAUGACAAUAUUUUGACAUAUAAAUGAAUAAAAGAUAAUGAAUUUUUAAUAAAACAUUCAAUUGAA